AUGGCGAUCAAAUUAAUUUUGAGCAAAACGAGAGAACUUUCUUUGCAUCUGAAUCAGGCGGUUUUGUUAGCGAAAAGCUUAUUGCCUUUACCUAAUAAAUUUCAAGGAGUUAAAGAUAUCGAGUUGCGUUAUCGUAAAAGAUAUUUAGAUUUAAUUAUUAAUCCAGAAGUAAAAAAAACUUUUGCUCUUCGAACUCAAAUUAUUUCUACGAUUCGUCAUUUUUUAGAUCAACACAACUAUUUAGAAGUAACGACUCCAAUUUUGCAUUCCGUUCUUUCCGGAGCAGCGGCGAAACCUUUUAAGACUCAACAUUUAGCUUUAAAAAUUCCGCUUUAUUUACGAGUGGCUCCCGAAUUAUAUUUGAAACGCCUCAUUGUUGGCGGUAUCGCUCAAGUUUAUGAGCUGGGAAGAGUUUUUCGAAAUGAAGGAAUAUCAUAUCAACAUAAUCCCGAAUUUACCAUUUUAGAAGUUUAUCAAGCCUAUGGAAAUAUGGAAACGAUGAUGAAUUUGACUGAAUCAUUGAUUUUACACAUUGCGAAAAAACAAGAAAAGCGACUACUACAACAAUUAAAAGAACACAAGUUGGGAAAUGAAGAAGCAAAUGAAAUGGAUCCUGACUUUAUUGAAGCUUUGAGUUAUGGAAUGCCGCCUACCGGAGGACUGGGAAUCGGAAUUGAUCGUUUAAUUAUGUUUUUUACAAAUUCAUCCUCAAUUAAAGAUGUUAUCUUUUUUCCAACUUUAAAGCCAACGAGUUAA
Molecule: messenger RNA, 756 nt
Organism: Acanthaster planci (crown-of-thorns starfish)
Lineage: Eukaryota; Metazoa; Echinodermata; Asteroidea; Valvatida; Acanthasteridae
Product: lysine--tRNA ligase-like
Source: RefSeq, a predicted model, not a curated record